Messenger RNA from Drosophila ananassae, 2666 nucleotides. Its product is annotated as axoneme-associated protein mst101(2). Bases 160 to 2475 code for a protein of 771 amino acids. NCBI's taxonomy places the organism in Eukaryota, Metazoa, Arthropoda, Insecta, Diptera, Drosophilidae. The record is from RefSeq and is a predicted model, not a curated record. The transcript has a single exon. Gene Ontology annotation, biological process: glucose metabolic process. Gene Ontology annotation, molecular function: NAD binding; NADP binding; oxidoreductase activity, acting on the aldehyde or oxo group of donors, NAD or NADP as acceptor.
UAUUAUUUUAUUUAAUACUUUUUGGUUACCCUAUUAGUUAGUUUCAUGGAAACUUUACACGUUUGAAAAAAUAACCAUACUUAAUAAUUUUAUAUUGUGGAAAGUCGGUCAAAAUUCUUCUAAAUUUAAUGUGAAAUAUAAUUUUUUGGUCCGCCCAAUAUGUCCGCGUUAGGAAUCAACGGUUUUGGCCGCAUCGGGAGAUUAUUUGCUCGCCUGGCGCUGGUGCGGCCCGAUGUUCAAAUACUGGCAAUCAAUGAUCCCUCCCUGGACCCAGAGUACAUGGCGUACAUGCUGCGCUAUGAUUCCACACAUGGAAAAUUUCGAAAAGAGAUCACGGUGAAAGGGGACAAGUUGAGUGUUGCCGGUAAGACUAUCAAGUUGCUGAAGGAGCCCGACAUCAAGAAGAUUAAGUGGUGUGAUUUUGGGGUUAAGACGGUGGUGGAAUGCUCCGGAAAGUUUACCACCAUAGAGAAAUGCAAACCGCAUCUGGAUAAUGGUGCCAAAAAAGUUGUAAUAUCGGCACCAUCUGCCGAUGCUCCGAUGUUUGUCUGUGGAGUGAAUUUGGAUAGUUAUAAGCCCGGAACUAAGGUCAUUUCCAAUGCGUCGUGCACCACUAAUUGUCUGGCGCCCGUUGCUAAGGUGGUAAACGACACAUUCGGAAUAGUAGAGGGCCUAAUGACCACCGUACAUGCGGCUACCGCGACCCAAAAGAUCAUCGACGGACCCAGCGGCAAGUUGUGGCGAGAUGGUCGGAGCGGAAUGAUGAACAUCAUCCCAGCCUCAACCGGGGCGGCCAAGGCUGUGGGUAAGGUAAUACCCGAAUUGAAUGGAAAACUUACGGGCAUGGCGUUUCGUGUUCCAACACCAAAUGUUUCCGUUGUGGAUCUGACGUGUCGUCUCAAGAAACCGGGCAAGAUGGAAGACAUCAAGAAGGCCAUGCAAAAAGCUGCAAAAGGCGACUUAAAAGGUGUGUUGGCCUACAUAGACGAGGAAAUGGUUUCCACUGACUUCGUUGGCUCCAAGUACGCCUCUUUGUUUGAUUCCAAGGCCUGCAUAUCCUUGAACGAUAACUUUGUCAAGUUGGUCAGUUGGUACGACAACGAGAUGGGAUACUCUGCCAAACUUCUGGACCUGGUUCUCUUUACCGAGCUAGCCGAUUUUUGUGCCAAAGAAGCGGACAAGAAGAAAUGCGCCCAACUAGCGUUAGAGGAGCAAUGCGCCAAACUGGCGGAAAAGGAGAAAUGCGCCAAGCUAGCGUUAGAGGAGGAAUGCGCCAAGCUAGCUGAAAAGGAGAAAUGCGCCAAAAAGAAGAAAGAUCCAUGUGCUAAGAAGAAGAAAGAUCCUUGCGCCAAGAAGAAAAAAGAUCCUUGCGCCAAAAAGAAGGCAAAUCCUUGUGCCAAAACGAAAAACAAGUCUUCCGCCAAAAAGAAAAAGGCUGCUUGCAACAAAUCGAAACCGAAGCCUCCUCCCAAAAAAAAGGAUCCAUGUGCCAAGUAUAAAGGCAAAGGCGGAGCAAAGAAGAAAGACCCUUGCAAAAAGGACUCGAAAAAGCCUAAAAAGAAGGAUCCAUGCGCCAAGUUUAAGAAAGGUGCAGGGGCCAAGGGUAAGAAGAAAGAUCCCUGCGCCAUGAAUAAGAAGAAAGAUCCAUGCGCGAAGGAUAAGAAGAAAGAUCCUUGCGCUAAAGAUAAGAAGAAAGAUCCUUGCGCCAUGGAUAAAAAGAAAGACCCUUGCGCUAAGGAUAAGAAGAAAGAUCCAUGCGCCAAGGACAAGAAAAAAGAUCCGUGCGCCAAAGAUAAGAAAGGCGCAGGGGCCAAGGGUAAGAAGAAAGAUCCUUGCGCCAAGUAUAAGUCUGGUGAGAAGAAAGAUCCCUGCGCCAAGGAUAAGAAGAAAGAUCCAUGCGCCAAGGAUAAGAAAAAGGAUCCCUGCGCUAAGGAUAAGAAGAAAGAUCCAUGCGCCAAGGAUAAGAAGAAAGAUCCCUGCGCCAAGGAUAAAAAGAAAGACCCUUGCGCCAAGGAUCAGAAGAAAGAUCCAUGCGCCAAGGACAAGAAGAAAGAUCCAUGCGCCAAGGACAAGAAGAAAGAUCCUUGCGCCAAGGAUAAAAAGAAAGAUCCAUGCGCCAAGGAUAAGAAAAAAGAUCCUUGCGCCAAGUUUAAAGAAGUCAAAAGCGCCGGAAAGAAGAAAGACCCCUGCGCCAAGGAUAAGAAGGAUCCCUGCGCCAAGGAUAAGAAGAAAGAUCCCUGCGCCAAGGACAAGAAGAAAGACCCUUGCGCCAAGGAUAAGAAGAAAGACCCUUGCGCCAAGGAUAAGAAGAAAGAUCCCUGCGCCAAAGAUAAGAAGAAGGAUCCUUGCGCCAUGAAGAAGAAAGGUAAAAAGAAGGGCAAGUGCGGUAAUAAUAAGAAAGUAAAUCCUUGCGCUAAGAGGAAGGACGAUUUCCAAAAAAAGAAAAGUGAUCACUGCAAGACAAAGAAGAAAUAGAGUUCGGCCAAGUGAAAACUAAAACACUGCAUGGGAAUCAGACAAAAAGGCGGAAGUAUACUGCCAUAAUCUAGUCCGUAAACAAAUUUAACGUCUCGACUUAUUUCCAUCUCAAAACAUGAAACAGCUACAUAAAAAUUCAGUUAUUGAAAAAGUUUAGUGAGAUUUGAAUAAAUUUUAAAAGAAAACAA